This is a messenger RNA of Culex pipiens pallens (northern house mosquito), 1563 nucleotides long. Its product is annotated as arrestin domain-containing protein 3-like. NCBI's taxonomy places the organism in Eukaryota, Metazoa, Arthropoda, Insecta, Diptera, Culicidae. Gene Ontology annotation, biological process: protein transport. Bases 251 to 1516 code for a protein of 421 amino acids. Gene Ontology annotation, cellular component: cytoplasm. The transcript is spliced from 3 exons. The record is from RefSeq and is a predicted model, not a curated record.
CACAGCCAAAGAUACAACUUUGCUUUGAGGUGGCUCAGGUGCAGGUUGUGCAGGUACACGUGUAGAGACACGAUACAGCCACGAUCGGUCACCACGAAAGCGCCUCCUUCCACAAAUAUCAACGCACGAUCGCGAGUUCAGAAGCAAAAUUUCCAUCUUCAUGGACAAAACGCUUCAGUCAUCGUCACGAAAGCGACUGAUUUAGUUGGAGAUUUUUUUUUAUUGUUUUGGAAGUUAACUAUUGGUCACCAUGACAGUCAGUGUCGAAGUUCAGUACGAUAAUAACCCGCAGGGGAUAUUCUACGCUGGUCAAACGUUGUCAGGAAGUGCAGUUUUGAAGCUUACCGAGUCGGACACCGUGAAUGCAAUUUCCAUCAAAAUCGAAGGAUUCACUGUGGUGCAUUGGAGCGAGCGUCGUCCUCAAGGUCAAAGACGUCGAUCGAGACAUUUUACUGCGCGCCAAGAUUAUCUCAACAGUCUUACAUACCUGGUUGGAGGAACGCCGAAUGCACCGUCCGUCAACGUUCCUCAAGGGACGCAUGUGUACAAGUUUACAUGCGUCCUACCGGACAACCUGCCAACAUCAUUCGAAGGUCAAUAUGGGCACAUUCGAUACACGGCAACCAUUCUUGUUGAGAGACCAACCCAAAAGAACACGACCUAUCGGGAAGCGUUCACAGUACUGCGACACGUCAAUCUCAACGAUGAUCCUUCGCUGAAGAUUCCGAAAAAGCUAGAGUUGAGCAAAACCUUCGGCUGGUGGGUUUUCAAGUCGGAUCCUUUAAAUAUAGUCGUAGAGAUUCCCUGCACGGGAUUCGUCCCUGGACAGGCAAUUCCGGUAACGGUUCGUUGGGAUAACAGCAGCAAUGCCAGCAUCCACGGAGUUCGCAUCAAACUGUUCAAGAAUGAAGAAUACCAGGCCACCGAUCCGUACGAGAAGAAGCGAACCGAUCAACAGAGCGUGGUCAAAGUCGAGAAUCGGGACAUGCACAAACAGGGACAGGUUCGUUUCGAGCGUAAUCUAACCAUCCCAGCUGUGCCACCAACCAGCGUGAGUCCAUUGAUCAAAAUAUCCUACGAACUGGUAGUCUACGUCCACAUCUCAUCCGGAGACAAUCCGGUGUUCAACGUUCCCAUCUCGAUCGGAACAAUUCCUCUUAUGGGACCACCCCCCGGCACCAGUUCCGAUGAUCAACCGCCACCACCUCCUCACCCGCCCAAGAUCGGUUUUAAUGUGGACGGAAUGUCCCCACCGGAAAAAUCAGGUGGUGCCCCCGGACCAUCGCAACCACCUGCUGCCAACAUUGCAGGACCAUCAGCUUCGUCUACCACUCAAACUGCGACAUCCCCGAAUGAAUUACCACCUCCCACGUACGAGGAAGCAAUGAGCGUCACCGUUUCGGAUCAUUCAGACAACGAGGAAGAAUCGCAAGCGCAAGAGCCGGUAAUGUCCAAACCGUUCAUGCCUCGAUAUCCGGUGUAUAACUUUGAAGAUCCCGGCAAAGGAACGUCGUAGAUUUAGUUUGGUUAAAAGUGGCUUUCUGUUUGAAUUGUUAAUAAAAA